AGAAAUGACUGAAUCAGUACUGGACAAUCCAAUUUUCGUUCGAUCCUGUAUUCUCUACGAAGCUCUUCACCGAAAGCCGAUCGACGAGAGCUACAAGAAUUUUUGCGAAAAACUAGGCGAUGACGUCAUGGACUAUGUGGAUUUCGAGUUUUGGUUCUAUCGAUUUUAUGGAGGAAAUCAUGAUUUGAAUGAUGAUCGAAUGUUGGAAUUCAAAAGUUUGUCAGACUUGCCCAUCGAAAUAUUUCAUAGGAUUUUAAAUGAACUGGAUUUUCGCGAUAGAAUGAUCCUUCAUAAAGUUUCCCAAACCCUGCGAUCAGUUGUCGGGGAUUUUGAAGUCAUAUGUCAUAAGGAAGUAAGUCUCAGACUGUGCAGAGAUUGGUCGAUUCUGAAUUUUUCUCAUCACAACGUCAAAUACCAACGAUGUGAUGGUGGUUGUAUGGUGAAGUAUGAAGAUGUCGACAAAGGUGUUCCGUUAGGAGAUCAGCUGGAAUUGGCACUGCAUGAUUUAUCAAAUUCGAUGAAGCAUCCGAAACUUCAACUCAACAGUUUCGCGAUCACAUUUUCAAGUGCCCUUGAGCAAGACGCCCGGAAGAAGGUGAUCGAGACUUUUCAUUCUUGGAAAUGGCCGAGAAUCAGAAACUUCACGUUUAACGGAAUUCACCAAUCGGAAAUUAAGACCACUUUAGGUUGCCUCAAUUCGGAAGCAAUCCAGACGAUUUCACUAGAUGUUUCUCGAGUUUCAGAAGAUUUUGUGAUGAAUACAGGUGUCUAUAGUUUGGAACAAUGGAAAAGGGCAAAAUCGAUUUCAAUUUGUGGUGACUGCAAACUUUCGAUUCCUUUUGCAAAUUUGGCUCAUUUGGCGGGAUUCGAGAUAUCACUAAAGUCCUUCACAAGAGAAUAUGCAGUGGAAAUUAAGAAUUAUCUCGACAACUUUCCAAACAAAAUACAAUCGGGAACUUUUCGAAGCAUCAUCACGGACCCCAUCGAAAUCGGGAAGGUCUUCAACCCAGAUUAUGCACUUGGCUCCGAAAACUCACUGGAUUACAAUACAUCAAAUUUCUGUUAUACUAUCCAAUGCGGUCCUUACAGUUUUCGAAUUUUGAGAAAAGCUGAUAAACAGUCGAUUCCUGUAGUUAUGUAAAUUGAAUAUUCUGUAAAUACUUGAACCGUAGUUUUAGUGAAUAAAUUAUUUGAUCUC
Caenorhabditis elegans is the source of this 1198-nucleotide messenger RNA. It is a transcript of the gene fbxa-153, whose product is annotated as F-box domain-containing protein. Lineage: Eukaryota; Metazoa; Nematoda; Chromadorea; Rhabditida; Rhabditidae. The transcript has 4 exons. The record is from RefSeq and is marked reviewed. Bases 5 to 1141 code for a protein of 378 amino acids.